Messenger RNA from Gilbertella persicaria, 360 nucleotides. RefSeq names its product histone H2B. Gene Ontology annotation, cellular component: nucleosome. The transcript has a single exon. Gene Ontology annotation, biological process: nucleosome assembly. The record is from RefSeq and is a predicted model, not a curated record. The coding region runs from base 1 to 360 and encodes 119 amino acids. Gene Ontology annotation, molecular function: DNA binding; protein heterodimerization activity; structural constituent of chromatin. Lineage: Eukaryota; Fungi; Mucoromycota; Mucoromycetes; Mucorales; Choanephoraceae.
AUGGCUCCCAAGGAAACUGCUGCUGGUAAGGCACCCACUAAAGUCAAGUCUGCUGAUGGCAAGAAGAAGAAGGUCUCUCGUCGUGAAACCUACUCCUCUUACAUCUACAAGGUCUUGAAGCAAGUCCACCCCGAUACUGGUAUCUCCAACAAGGCCAUGUCUAUCUUGAACUCCUUCGUCAACGAUAUCUUUGAACGUAUUGCCUCCGAAGCCUCCAAGUUGGCUGCCUACAACAAGCGUUCUACCAUUUCUUCUCGUGAAAUCCAAACCGCUGUUCGUCUUAUCCUCCCUGGUGAACUUGCCAAGCACGCCGUCUCUGAAGGUACCAAGGCUGUUACCAAGUACACCAGUUCUAAAUAA